CUCGGCGCAGGUGCCCGGCGGGUCCCAGCGCGGCCCUAGAGCUUCUCCGGCGCCGUCCAUGGUGAAGGAGGUGCUGAAGGAGGUGCCGCCCGGGCUCCCAGCCGGCCUGCAAUGCGGGCUGCCACAAGGGCCACCCACGGCCGCUUCUUAGGGCGGACGGGGAUGCGCAGUCAGCGAGCGACUCUGGUCACAAGAGCAGUUUCGUUGAUGGGGCGCUCUGGGCUCAGCGAACCUGGAUUCACCUGUCCCUUGUACGCCCUGGGGAGCGGGCAUUGCCUCGUCUCCGCAGUAAGAAACAGAAGGUGUUCGGUGAUCUGAACGGGUCCCCAAGGGUCGUUACCGGCGGGGUAACCAAGAUUCAAACCUAGUGCCUGCAGAAUUCCCUCUCCCACCUCCACAUGGGACAAGCAGACUGCCUGGGCACUCUGUGAUCCACACCCUCCGCCGGGACCUGGCACCUCUGCCCAUGCAGCAUAUUGAGCUGGCCAACCGGGGAAACCCAGAGGAGCAGGACACAGAGAAACCAAAGAAAAGGAAAGGGGGCUGGCCUAAAGGCAAGAAAAGGAAACCCCCGAGGGAUCUUUCUGUUCCCCGUGCUCCUACCACAGGGUACGUCAUAUUCCUAAACGAACAGAGAAGCCAGCUGAGGGCCAAGCACCCAGAGCUGCCUUUUACGGAAAUCACGAAGAUGUUGGCUGCUCAGUGGGCUCAGCUGUCUCAGGAGAAAAAGCAAAGGUAUAUUUACGAGGCAGAUGAGGACAAACAGCGUUACAUCCGCGAGCUGCAGACCUACCAGAGCUCCGAGGCUUACCGAGCCUUCCUGCGGAGGCAGGCAGCACACAAGACGCAAGGGCUGUGCGGAACAGGUACACCAGGAAGUGAAUCUGAAAGCAAGGGCCUUGACUUCCUAGCAAUUGAUGGGCAUGGAAACAAGGACCUGUACUGUCAGACGUGCAGGCAGUUCUUCAGUUCUCUGCAUAACAAGAAAGAACACCUGCUGGGGAAGCAGCACCUGCAGACCCUCACAGGGGAAUUCGAAAAAGAUUCUGCCCAGUGCUUGAAGCAUCUGGGACCUCUGGAGGAAGAGGAAGGUCAGAAUUUGAAACAGGGGGACUCAGAGGAGAAAGCCGAGUGUCCUGAUCUCCCACAACUCGGAGCUCUGAUCCCAGAGAAGACCUUUGCUUCACUUGACUUGUGUUUCUUGCAAGAGUUUAUCUUCAAACUUCUGAAAAUCAAGGAAUAUGAGCUCAGAGAGCUGAGGAAGACUCUAGAAAGAGCUCAAGCAAAGCAGAUGGCCCUGCAGAGGCAGCUGGCUGAGUUUCAGAACCAGCAGCAGAGGCUGGAGGUGGAGCUCGCAGGCCUGAAGACCUAUGGGCUCAUCCUGGCCCAGGAGCUGGAGAACCUGAAUGUGGUGGUGAUGCUGUCCCACUUCGGCCUGCAGGUCGUGGACACGGGUGAGGCCCCCGGGCCGUUGCAGCCCCUCUCCCUGUGCACACACACGCUCCCUCCGGGUCCCCACUGGGCCCGAAAGCCCAGGCCUUGGGAGAUUCCUGUCGUUCACUCGCUCACUCGUGCCUGUGUCCCUGACUUCUUCGCUCAGUGCACGUUCCCGCGUGGCCAGCGCCUCCAGGCUCCAUGCUGGUGCUCGGGGCUUGGGGGGGGUGGAGAUGAACCGUGACACUGGUGAUCCGGAUUCCGGCACCACCAGGGGCCAGGUCCUGAGCUGGGCACCACGGGGCAUGAGGACAUCGAGAAGCCCCUGGUCUCAAGCUCUAAUCAGAUGGACAGACGCUGGUCCCUAGACUGUUGGGGUACAGCAUCCUGGCGGGGGCUGCCCUCCGUGGACAGAUGCCUUGUGGGAAGCAAUUACUUCUCCGUGGAAGGUGGGCUUCUGGAAGGACUUGACAUUCUGGGCAUUUCAGCUGGGCCCAGAAGGGCAGUCACAAACUCCUUAGCAAAGAAGGAAGCCCUGUUUUUGCAAAGGCAAGGAGGUUUGGAAACACAGCGUGAGGGAGGGACCCGGUGGACCUGCGCCAUGCUGCUGCAAAUACCCUUCCCUUUGAAGAAAAAUGUAUUUCCUUGUAAAAUAUUUAAACAUGACAGUUUGGAGGAACAUAAACCGUGAACAUUCUCCUUCAUGCUCUGCCCAGCCCCCAAUCUCUCCUCCUCCCCAGAAGGUUUUCCUAUUCACGUCUUCCUGCAGCGCCUCCCCUCCAGGGGUUUUUCUACACAGCUGUGAAUGGGGUGACAUUAAGUUCUGGUUAACAGGGGAGCUUCCUGGGAUACUGGCUGGCCUUGACCCAGAGCAGGGUCCUCCUCCCUCCACCCACUCCCCCACCCCCGCUUAGCCAGGCCUUAACCCCUUAGUUACUGGAUUGGGCUUGGGGUCCUGGGCUUUGGGAGGGCCCCUGGGCAGUGGCUGUUUACCAACCAGUCUGGCAGAUUUCAGUAUUAGCAGACCUGUUUUGACCUUUGGUGCACUACUGGCCAGCCACCAGCACUGUGCAGACGAGAACAGACGCAUCCGUCACAGCUGGUCUGUCUUCUACGAUUGGGAUAACACUGUGCACUCGCAUGCUGUUCUGCGCAUGUCUGAGAGAUCUCCCCUGUCUGGAUGUGUAACGACCCUCAUUUGACCUUGACGUGAUGUGGUGUAGCAGACCCCAGCUCACCAGGCCCCUGCUGAAGCACACUGAAGUGGGGACACCCAGGGUUUCACCAUCCCGAUGAAGCAGAGGGAGCAUUCCUUAAAUAGAGAAGCCUCAAGCCCAACGGCCCUGGCAGGGAGAGGUGUGGAGUAGGUUCUGCUGCUUCGGAAGCUUGGAGACCCCUGACCUCUCAUCUUGAGUGAGAGCGUUUGCCCUGGUUUUUUAUACUUCUAUACUGUAAGUGCAUAGGGGGAGGUGACCAGGCUUGAGUGCUCCUGAGCAUGGAGCGUUAUGCAGACUUGGGCUCCUACUAGAUACAGGAGGCAGGUAGGAGUGUGAUAAACCCACCUGCCAGUUCUCUGUUCCUGUGAGGCCUCUUAUCUUGCAAAUCGGAUCCAUUUGCUGCAGUUAUGACAAGGGCAGCUCCAGGGAGCAGAUGGAGGUUACUGUGGGGUCUGCUACUAUCCAGGCUUGCUCCAGUGAGCGUCCUUCCCAGGGAAACUGUGAUGGACGGACGGUGUUGGGCGCGGUGCCUGGACAGUAUAAUGUGAAAGAGACCGGCUUUCAGAAAGCGUUUA
Molecule: messenger RNA, 3226 nt
Organism: Rhinolophus ferrumequinum (greater horseshoe bat)
Lineage: Eukaryota; Metazoa; Chordata; Mammalia; Chiroptera; Rhinolophidae
Product: high mobility group protein 20A
Exons: 10
Coding region: 467-1678 (403 amino acids)
Biological process (GO): regulation of gene expression
Cellular component (GO): nucleus
Source: RefSeq, a predicted model, not a curated record